AUAGAAGUUGGCCUGUCAAGUCGCUGUUCUUUUUUAUUGUGUGUGUGUCUGUGUGUGUUUUUUCUCAGCAUUUAACGUUAAAUCACAUCAUUUCAAAUUUCAGAGCACAACACACACACACACACAAGCUUUAAAAAGCAGCUCUUUCUCUCCUACAACCUUUUAACUCUCCUCCUCCUGCUGACUUUCAUUUUCUUGCAGAUCUUACGUCGGUCCCAAACAGCACCCAAGAAAUGACUAAAGAUGAAGACUUUAAGCUUCUCAAGAUCCAGACCUGUGUGCUCAGGGUGAACAUACAUUGUGAUGGGUGUAAGCAGAAAGUGAAGAAACUCCUACAGAGAAUUGAAGGUGUUUACCAAGUGACUAUAGACUCAGAACAACAAAAGGUCAGUGUUUCAGGAAGUGUGGAUUCUGCUACUCUAAUCAAGAAGCUAGUGAGGGCUGGUAAGCAUGCUGAGCUCUGGUCCCAAAAGACUAACCAAAAUCAGAAGCAGAAAUCCCCUUCCAUUAAAGAUGAAAACAAGAACAACAAAGGGCAGAAGCCCAAUGUUGUGAAGAGUCUUGAAUCCCUCAAAAACAAGCAGAAAUUUCCUUUCAUGUCUGAAGAUGAUGACUGUUUUGAUGAUGAUGAGGAAGAGUAUGAUGAGGAGGAGGAGAUGAAGCUUUUCAGGGAUAAGAUAAAUCAACUAGCUCUGCUCAAGGGACAAGCUGAAGCAGCAGCAAACAAUGCAAAGAAAGGUGUUGGGGUUUUGGCUGCUGCAGGUCCUAACAAUGGCAAGAAUGGGAAUAACAAUAACAAUAGUAAUAAUGCAGGGAAGAAAGGGAAUUUGAGUCAGAAUAUGGCGAUGAAGGGAAAUCCUGGUGGGAUUGAUCAGAAAACACUGGCAGCCCUGAAGAUGAACAAUGCACAAAUGACUGGUGCAAAUAUGAACAACCACCACCCUAGUGAGGGGAUGAGGGCAAAUGACAUUAGUGCUAUGAUGAAUCUUGCUGGUUUUCAUGGAAAUGGAGCGAACAACAACGUUGCUCCCAUUCUUGGAGGCAGUUCCAAUGUUAUUGUUGGAGGAGGAGGAGGAUUCCAAGUCCAACAGAACAAUGGUUUGCAGGGAUCCUCUGGAGGGUUUCCGAUAAACGGAUUGGCAACGGGGCAUAGUCCUUCGUCCAUGAUGAUGAACAUUAAUGGUUAUCAUCCAUCACCAAUGAUGAUGAACCUGCAGCAGAACAGGCAACCCCAGAUGAUGUACAAUAGGGCUCCGUUCGUUCCUCCGACGACCGGUUAUUACUACAAUUACGGUCCGGUUCCGUACUCUUUGCCCGGAUACAGCACUGAAUCUGAAUCCGAUCAUUCAACUACUCACAUGUUCAGUGAUGAGAACACAAGCAGCUGUUCAGUUAUGUAACCAGAAUGAAUCUGGGAAGUUUGAAUUAGUGUUUUUUCUUUAAGGAUAUGUAUUAGUUGUGAAGAAGCUGUUGAUGUUGGAUCCCAUGUUCUUAGCUAUGGGCUUUGUUUCAAAACAUGUUGUUGUUCCCCUUUGUUUCAGGGCUGACUUGAUCUUGAGCUCUUGUGAGUUCCAAGAUUGUCCUGUUUAUUAUCCUAAUGCAAUAUUAUGAACUAGGUGGUGAUAAAUCCUAUGUUAGGUUUGA
Sesamum indicum (sesame) is the source of this 1644-nucleotide messenger RNA. NCBI's taxonomy places the organism in Eukaryota, Viridiplantae, Streptophyta, Magnoliopsida, Lamiales, Pedaliaceae. The record is from RefSeq and is a predicted model, not a curated record.